UUUUAAAAUAUAAAAUUAACUAAUUAAAAUAUACAAUAAAUGAUUAAUAUAACAUAAAUAUAAACAUUAUUUUUUAUAUAUUUUUUUAACUCCUUCGACAGAUAGGUAUAGAUUACACAGAUAAUUUUUGAUCUCUCAGCAUUGAACCUUUUAAUAAUGACUUAUAGGUGCCGAAAAGUUGUGUAGCAACAUAACUUCGGUUAUCCUCCUAUUUAAUUCGAUACUCUGACGCAAAUCUCUACCCGCUGAAAUUUAAAUACAUUGAGACUUUCAUGAUGAGUUUAAAAUGUUUAUCUGAUGAUAUAAAACAAGAAUUGACAUUAUCACCUCCUUGGCAGAAGGAAGAUUUUAUACUACAUACUAAAUUUAAACUUAAAUCUUUAAAUAAUGAAGAAAAAGAAAAUAAUUGGAACAAAUUAUCAGAUGAAAUUAUUAUAGCUAUAUUUAAUUGGCUUCCUAAAACAUUUUUAUGCAAAAUAUCUUUAGUUUGUCACAGAUUUUAUAUCUUAAGUCAUGAUGAGAGCCUAUGGCAGUCAAUUGAUUUAAGUAAUAAAAAAUUGUCAAUAUCUACUAUUAUACAUUUAAUUCAUGUGGGAUUGAAAAUUAUUAAAUUAUCACAUACUGAAAUAACAGAAAAAAUUGAUUACUUACCACUAUUAAAUCAAGAAAUAUUUGUAAACACAAACAAAAUCAAUAAAAUAACACACUUGGAUUUGAGCUUUAGUUCCAUAUCUUCCAAAAUUUUAAACAAUAUAUUAGAAAACCAAAUUUCAAUCACUCAUUUAAGUUUAGAAGAUCUAAAAUUGGAUGAAGAAAUAACCAACUUGUACACGAAAUAUAAUUUACAAAUUUUGAACUUAUCACGAUGCCAAAAUCUUAGUUUUAAUAUAAUUCAACGAAUUCUUUUAGCCUCUGAUAGAAUUGUUGAAUUAAAUUUGGCAUGGACAAAUUUAAACACAGAGGAUUUACAAAACAUUUGUCGAUACUUACCAAAAUCAUUAAUAAAAUUAAAUUUAAGCGGAAAUAGAGAAACAUUAAACGAUGAAGACAUUAAAGUGAUUACCGAAAAUUGUAUAAAUAUUCAAGAAUUAGACCUGAGUGAUUGCAAUCAAUUGUCGGAUUCUUCCAUAGUUUACAUAACAAAAAAUUUGCAAAAUCUAAAAAUUCUUGCUCUAAGUCGGUGUUAUAAAAUUGAUCCUAAUAUUUUUUUCCCUCUCAUAUCCAGGCAUGCCAUGUCUCCCCCCAUCAUUGGGAGACUCCCGCAAUUUAUAGUUUACACGCAGACAUCUCUCCCGCAAAACUACCGCAAUUGGAAAUAUCCCGCAAAAAUCUACCGCAAUUUUUUAAUUUCUCCCGCAAUUUUUUUAAAAGUAUUUUAACGUUUUUAAUAUAUAAAUAAUAAUUUUGAGAGACAUUAAUUGAUUAUUUUUAUAUUUUAAAAUAAAUUUUAAAUAUUUAUUCGAAAAACAUGUCUAGUUUGUAAAUAUCUUUCUAUCCUGUUUUAUUUUUAUCAAAUAAUAAAUCUUUCAUUCAUAUAAGUCAGUACAGGGGAGUAUAUAUUGCAAUACAAAAAUAUUCUCAAAAAUAAUAAAUAAUACAGAUGCAACUACAUUUGCGGAAAUUGUAUACAUCUAUCAUGAAGUUCAACAUUCACAGAGCUUCAUCACAAUGUGGGUCGAAUCAUUUUCUCAUGAUAUUUAAAGACUCCAAUAUAAGUGCAAACCUUACUUGUGGCAGAACAAAAAUGAGCAAGGCUAUCACAAGUGUUUUAGUACCUGAAUCCUAGAGGUCAAUUCUAGACGAUUUGAAAGAUGGGCAUCCAUAUGCAAUUCUAACAGAUGCAUCUAAUAAGGGAAAUAUAAAACAUUUCCCCCUUCGCUAUUUCAACAAGAAUAAGAACAUUUCAAUAAAACUGUUGAAAUUUUUUCCUCGGAUAGUGAAAAAUCCAACAAUGUUGCUAGCCACAUAAUGGUAAAUAUAGCUGAUUCAGGAUUAUUCAGCUUUCUGCGCUGAUAAUGCCUUUGUAAAUUCUGGCAAAAACCAAAGUUACCGAAUUGAGGCAGCAUAAUAAUGAAUUAAACCAAUUGGCUGUAUAUACUACAUAAUUCUUGCAAGAUGGCAAUGAAUGUACUAUUUGUGAAUGUCGAAAUAAUUGUGAUGAAAUGUUUUAACGAAGUUCAUCAACUAAAAGAGUUAAUGAAUUAAAAGAGUUGGUGAAGUGGUCUGACUUGGAAUGGUGUGAGUUGUUGCGAUAUAUACCUAUCAGGUGGUUGUCAUUAAUACCUGUCAUCGAUAGAAUUUUAAAAUUUUACAAACUUAAAAAAACUUAUUAAAUAGAGAUUUUAAAAGCUGUAAAAUUUUGAAAAAUUUUUUCGAGUAUGAAAUGGCAGAAGCAUAUUUGGGAUUCGUUUCACAUGUAGGAAAUCUACUUCAUGCAGUUAAUAUUCAGUUGCAAUCAGAAUAUUCUUUAUAAAAAAGAUUCAUAAAAUCAUGCUACAGCUCUGUUCAUCUCUACAGUUAAAAAUUGAUAAUAAAU
This is a messenger RNA of Gordionus sp. m RMFG-2023, 2536 nucleotides long. Its product is annotated as S-phase kinase-associated protein 2-like. The record is from RefSeq and is a predicted model, not a curated record. The coding region runs from base 273 to 1379 and encodes 368 amino acids. The transcript has 11 exons. Lineage: Eukaryota; Metazoa; Nematomorpha; Gordioida; Chordodea; Parachordodidae. Gene Ontology annotation, molecular function: protein binding. Gene Ontology annotation, biological process: SCF-dependent proteasomal ubiquitin-dependent protein catabolic process. Gene Ontology annotation, cellular component: SCF ubiquitin ligase complex.